AUGGAUACAAAGUCAGCUGAUGCCUCACUAUUAAAACCCAACAAGAAGUGUAAUUUGAGAUCAUGGGUUCCUGGAUGUGAGCCCGGUUGGGCAUCCACUUUUCCUCAAGAUGCACAGUUUGACAUUAAAAACUCGAAGGAUUUUCCUGAUAGGACUCGUGAAAUUCAACCUCGUUGUGCUGGGUUUUUCUGCCCCAGAGGCCUCACUUGCAUGAUUCAUUACCCUUUAGGUUCAUAUUACCCGCGCGCGGCUCUCAGUAAAGCAACUGGCAACCAUAUGCAUAUCAAUUACCUCCUGUUAAACUUUGACGAAAUAUUUUGUUCGGCUGGAUCGUACUGCCCAACUACCACGCAAAAGACUCAAUGUCAUAAGUUAGAUUUCUUUUCGCCUAUAUUUGGCUUCGGAACACUUUCCAAAGUAAAGGGCGACACUUUCGGCUAUUAUGGAUACACGUAUACAGUAAUUGCAGUGUCACUAUUGUGUAAGAUUUCGGCCUUGAGAUCAUUUUCGCUCGACAAGUUACAGUUCGGGAGAGAGAGAGAGAGCGAAAGCGGCAUGAGCUGCUUGGCAUAUUUCCUCUCGAAAGAAACAGUCGAUCAUUUCAACACACUUAUCAAGCCACUGGACCGGAGACAGCUCGGGCGAACGGAAGUUUUAGGUCAUAUGGAGGAUGGACCAGUAACAAUUGGAUUUGAAGAUGAGACAAUGGAUGUUGAUUGUCUGCUUGAUGAGAAGAUCCCAGAGAAAGCCAUGGGCAUGGACGAUAUAUGUUGCCACUUUGGUGUCACAAAUGCUGCUGUUGCUCUGGAAAGAGAAAAUAUUCUGAGUCGUGAUGUACUUGACUCAGUUAGCAGUGAAGCCGAUGUGGGAUAUUUUCGACUGCAUAAUGAUUUCUGUAGCAUGGGGGAAGAUUAUCUUCUGGGUGUUAGAUUUUCCGAAAGUAUCACAAACCUGGAUUAUGGUCCAAGUGAAGGCUUGCUGACUUCAGUUUCAGACAGUUCAGUUCUACCAAACGAUCUAUUUACAAUUAUGGAGUUGCCUGAUUCACCAAACGAUCAACUUAACAUCGACACCUCUGAUUUCGGUGAAGUCCCAAAUUUUUGCAAUGAAUCUGAAACACCCAUUAUCGAAAAGCCUCCAAAAUCGCCUGUUUCAUCAUCUACUUCACACGAUAUUGACAAGUUCCAUAAUAUUUCAAGCAAUUCUUUAGAAAUGUUAUUGGAUGAGAAAGAUGAUGAAUUUGGGCCCACUGGCCAAAAUAUGGAGCCAAACAGAUCAGAAAUAAAAUCGAGUCGAGAAGAAUGCACUCCCCAAAAGAGAUCACGUAAGCCCACUAAGAGGUACAUCGAUGAACUUGUGGACCCAAUUCCGAAAAUUCACAAGAAAAGGCGGGAAUUUUUGUAUUCGGCUGUGAAGGAUAAUAAGAAUUGCCAUAUGGGAUCUUCUAAAGUUUUGGGCCAAUCAGCUGCUGAAGAUUCGUCUGUUGUAGCAAUUCAGGUGCCGUUUGGAUCUUUAGUGCAUAAAGAAUGUCCGAAGAGGAGCCCUUCACGUGAUAUGCAUGAGGAAAUCGGCACUUGGCAUAAACGAACGCGAAGUACAGACAGAGGGCAUUCGACUCUUAAAUCAAAAGAUAAAAAAGGAAGGGACCGUUUUAUUACAGCCGUUUAUCCUAUGAAAAUCGAUUGUAGUCCCACAUCAGCAGCAAAUGAGAAGAAAAGUGAGUUGUUUCAGGCAAAUAGUCCCAAGAAAAACAAUUGUAUGAAAACAACAAAUAAAAUUAGAAGAGAAGAAUAUGCAAAUGCAACUGAAACAAGCUCCGAGGAAGCUAGCGGCCGUCGAAAGCAUCACAGGCUAUGGACUGUUUCGGAAGUUAAAAAGUUAAUCGAUGGCGUGUCUGAAUAUGGAGUCGGGAGAUGGAGCCGGAUAAAGAAGCUCUUGUUUUCCGCAUCUGCUCAUCGAACCUCUGUGGAUCUCAAGGACAAAUGGCGGAAUCUUUUGAAAGCAAGCCAUAUGCAGCUAGGCAAUCAACAGGUAGGAGAAAAUAAACGCAACAUGGCCUGGCGACCCCUGCCCAAAUCCAUACUGCGCCGUGUCUGUGAGCUUGCAAACAUGUAUCCUUAUCCCAAGUGCCGAACCAAACACAAGAUUACCCGUGACUCGCCCGACAGGAACACAGAUCUCACAUUAACCAACUACAGAAGAAUCUUGCAGAGUAUUAAUGGAAACUGA
Molecule: messenger RNA, 2229 nt
Organism: Striga hermonthica
Lineage: Eukaryota; Viridiplantae; Streptophyta; Magnoliopsida; Lamiales; Orobanchaceae
Source: the annotation of a GenBank genome assembly